This is a messenger RNA of Empidonax traillii (willow flycatcher), 2983 nucleotides long. RefSeq names its product vacuolar protein sorting-associated protein 13B-like. The annotation marks the transcript as partial. The transcript is spliced from 20 exons. Lineage: Eukaryota; Metazoa; Chordata; Aves; Passeriformes; Tyrannidae. The record is from RefSeq and is a predicted model, not a curated record.
AGGCUGGGGCUGCUGGGGCAGUGCUUGACCUGAAAUAUAGAUAUCUUCCAGGAUGCUGGAGUCCUAUGUAACUCCUAUUUUGAUGAGUUAUGUGAAUCGCUACAUAAAGAACUUGAAGCCUUCAGAUCUGCAGUUGUCACUCUGGGGAGGAGAUGUUGUGCUUAGUAAACUUGAAUUAAAGUUGGAUGUACUUGAACAGGAGCUGAAACUGCCAUUUACGUUUUUAAGCGGGCACAUUCAUGAACUUCGGAUUCACGUGCCAUGGACAAAAUUGGGAUCAGAACCAGUUGUCAUCACUAUCAAUACAAUGGAGUGCAUCUUGAAGUUAAAGGAUGGUGCUCAGGAAGACCACGAAAGUUGUGGUUCCAGUUCAACAAAUCGCAGUACCACGGAAAGCAUGAAAUCAGCAGUAAAACCACGACGAGUUCAGCAGUCUGCUUCUCCUGACCCUGAUUUGCCUCCAGGUUAUGUUCAGAGUUUGAUUAGGCGUGUUGUAAACAAUGUCAACAUUGUGAUCAACAAUCUCAUAUUAAAGUAUGUGGAGGAUGAUAUUGUUCUCUCAGUCAAUAUAACUUCCGCAGAAUGCUAUACAGUGGAUGAGUUUUGGGAUCGAGCAUUUAUGGACAUCUCUGCCACUGAUCUGGUACUGAGAAAGAUGAUCAACUUUUCUGACUGCACAGUAUGUCUUGAUAAGAGAAAUGCUAGUGGUAAAAUUGAAUUUUACCAGGAACCUCUGCUGUACAAAUGCUCCUUCAGGACUCGUCUGCAUUUCACUUAUGAUAACCUCAACUCCAAAAUGCCAUCUAUUAUUAAAAUUCACACAUUAGUUGAAAGUUUGAAACUUUCAAUCUCUGAUCAGCAGCUUCCUAUGUUUAUACGUAUAAUGCAGCUUGGGAUUGCUCUGUAUUAUGGAGAAAUAGGCAACUUCAAAGAUGGGGAAAGUGAAGAUUUGAUUUGCCACACUAAAGAUAUGUUGGGAAAUAUCGCAGGUAAAGAAGAUGAAACAAGCUCAGUAAUGCAAUAUCCGACACAGUAUCAAGAUCCUUAUUUGCAUCAAGACGAUGACCAGCAACAGGGAUGGGUAUCUUGGGCUUGGUCGUUUGUCCCUGCCAUUGUGAGUUACGAUGAUGAAGAGAAUGAUUCUAGUGGAAUUGAUGAUGGAACAAUGUUACAUCAGCAGAAAUCUCAGUCCCUAAAGGAUCCUAUUAUUUCCGUUGGGUUUUACUGUACGAAGGCAACAGUGACUUUUAAGCUCACUGAAAUGCAAGCUGAAAGUAGUUAUUACAGUCCUCAGAAAGUAAAAUCCAAAGAAGUUAUAUGCUGGGAACAAGAAGGAACAACAGUUGAGGUCCUUAUGAAAGGUGAACUUUUCUUUGAUUGCCAAAUUGGUUUUGUUGGUUGCCAAGCUAUGUGCCUUAAAGGAAUUAUGGGAAUUAAAGAUUUUGAAGAGAACAUGAAUCGGAGUGAUGAAGAGGCCUACUUCUUUAAUUGUGGAGAAAAUUUGAGUGCGAAAGGGAUGACAUAUCUUACCAAUUCACUGUUUGAUUACCGAAGUCCAGAAAAUAAUAGUAUUCGGGCAGAAUUUAUAUUGGAUGCAGCUCAUCAUAAGGAGACGUACACAGAGAUAGCUGGAAUGCAGAGGUUUGGGGCUUUCUACAUGGAUUACUUGUACACAAUGGAAAGCACCAGUGGCAAAGUCUCUGGGAAUCAGCAAGAUCUUUCUUCAGUGAAGAGUGAAGAUUUUGGAAAUGUUCAGGAGAUGUCCACAAAAAGCCUCAUUGUGGGCCCACUCAAUCUUCGCCUGGAUAGCAGCGCAGUACACCGGAUAAUGAAAAUGAUAGUCUGUGCUCUGGAACAUGAGUAUGAGCCAUACAGCAAAACUAAGCCAGAUAGUACAGAUGGAAACAGAACUGUGCCAAGCUCAGAAGAAAUAGCAUCACUAGAGGAAUACAUUCCCACUCGACUUACAACAUUCACUGUUCUCAAGUGUACAAUUAUAAUCCCUGUGGCAGAAUUCAAUUUACUAGACCACUUGCUCCCCAUAAUCAUGGGUGAGAAGAAUUUCACUGGGGUGUUGAAUCCUGCAAGUUUCCAUCCCCUGCGGCCUUUACCUUCCAUCCGAAUUUUGGUGGAUAAGGUUAACCUGGAGCAUUCAGUGCCGAUGUAUGCUGAGCAACUGGUGCAUGUGGUCAGCAGCCUUGGCCAGCCAUCUGACAACCUGCUUCAUUACUGUUACUCACACUGCUAUCUGAAGGUAUUUGGUUUUCAAGCAGCACUGACUUCUUUGGACAGUAAAGGAUUAUACUGCAUCCCUGUUCCAGUUAUCCCCUCAUUCAGUACUGCUCUUUAUGGCAAGCUGAUCAAGUUUCCCAAAUAUUGGACCAAGCGAGCUCAUGUCCCACUAACAGAAUGCAUUUUUGAGCUCCCUAAUUUGACCGUUCAAGCAACCAGAGCUCAAACCCUUCUGCUUCAAACUAUUUAUCAGAGUUGGUGUCAUCCUGUUGAACAUGUCAGUUCAGUGGUGGUGAAUGAACAUUUACUGAAUGAGGUUUUCCAAACUUCAGGUGUGAAAUCUAAGAAUCCCCUGCCAACUCUUGAGGGCUCAAUCCAGAAUGUUGAAUUGAAGUACUGCAGCACAUCAUUGGUCAAAUGUGCCUCUGGGACCAUGGGAUCAAUAAAAAUUUGUGCCAAAGCCCCAGGUGACGGUGGAAAAGAGAAGCUGAUUCCUUUAAUUCAAGGCCCUUCUGAUACCAGAGACUUACACAGCAGUAAAUGGCUCAAUGAGAGUAGAAAGCCAGAAUCUCUUUUAGCUCCAGAUUUGGUAGCCUUUACAAUCCAAAUUCCACAGUAUAUGGACUACUGCCAUAAUUCUGGUGCAGUUCUCCUGUCCAGUGUACAAGGAUUAGCAAUUAAUGUUGAUCCAGUCCUGUAUACUUGGCUUAUCUACCAACCUCAAAAACGAGCUGGUAGACACAUUCAGCAG